ACGUCAUCCCCCCUACUACAUGUGACGUCAUGCUGCCUCCUACUACAUGUGACGUCAUCCCUCCUACUACGUGUGACGUCAUCCCUUCUACUAAGUGUGACGUCAUGCUGCCUUCUACUACAUGUGACGUCAUCCCUCCUACUACAUGUGACGUCAUGCUGCCUCCUACUACAUGUGACGUCACACCUCCUACUACGUGUGACGUCAUACUUCCUACUACAUGUGACGUCAUCCCUCCUACUACAUGUGACGUCAUCCCUCCUACUACAUGUGACGUCACGCCUCCUACUACGUGUUACGUCAUCCCCCCUACUACAUGUGACGUCAUGCUACCUCCUACUACAUGUGACGUCAUCCCUCCUACUACACGUGACGUCAUCCCUCCUACUACAAGUGACAUCAUACCUCCUACUACGUUUUACGUCACACCUCCUACUACAUGUGACGUCAUCCCCCCUACUAUAUGUGACGUCACACCUCCUACUACAACCACCAACAACACGGCCGGCGACUGUGCAAGAGCUGGAGUAGUCCCUACCGAGUCGAACAAACCGGCCCCAAGACAAAGUGAAGAACAAACGAACGGCGACAGUUUCUGUGCGUUGUUGGAGCCUACGGGAGAAGAGCUGGGCCAGGGGAGCUUUGGCUCUGUCUCCACAUACAGACACAAGGAAACGGGCAAAGAAUACGCCGUCAAAGUUAUGAGGAACUGUCAGAAGAAACGACUCCGUCGAGUAUUGAGUGAGAUCGAGACCUGCCGUCGCUACAAGAACUGUGAAAACAUCCUGAACUUUGUUGAUUUCUACAGGACAGGGGACACGUUUUUCCUCAUCUUCGACAAAAUGGAAGGAGGUGAUCUACGAGCUGUGCUGGAGUCCACUCCGGCGUAUCUGAGCGAGUCCCAGGCUUCACGAGUGACCGGCGCCGUGGCCCGAGCUCUCCUCACACUCCAUAAAGAAGGCGUGGCGCACAGAGACCUUAAGCCCAAUAACAUCCUGUGCCGCACCCCAGGGCAGCUCACCCCUCUGGUCUUGUGUGACUUCGGCGUAGCGAGCCAACCCCCUUCUUCUCCACCUGACCCCUCCCAAGAGGACAACCUAACCAAGCCUGCCCUCAAGUCGGCCGUCGGCUGCCCGCAGUACGUGGCACCAGAGGUCGCCGGUUUGCUGCUGUUGCCCAAGUCCGGGAGAAGUACAGCGCCCUACGACACGAGCUGCGACAUGUGGAGCCUGGGGGUUCUCCUUUACGAACUGCUCUUCCACCGUCAGCCCUUUGUCGGCUACUGCGCUCAGCACGCGCAAACCUCGGUCCGCAAUUGUUGGGACUGCAUCCAAGACAUGUUCCCCAAGAUCUGCCGCGGCGACUAUUCCAUCCCUACAGACGCUCGUGAGUCCUUGUCUGACGCCGCCGUGGAUUUGAUCCGGCGCCUCCUGGUCGUGGACCCUCAAGGCCGUUACUCAGCCGCCCAGGUCUUGAAGCACACGUUUGUGACGUCACACAGGGACGACGAUGACGUCACUACUACAACCGACUGUCCGACAGCUUUGACACGACAACCGUUAUCCGAGUAGUGAUGAUGACUCAAUUUUGGACAGGAGUAUCCCCAGCUGUUUUUUUUUUUCCAUUUCUUAGACAAUACAUUUUUUAUCUUUGGAAAAAGACGCACACUUCGGACUAUGUUACGGCAUCUGCACUGAUGUGUGUGUGUGUGUGUGUGCGUGUGU
Molecule: messenger RNA, 1724 nt
Organism: Aplysia californica (California sea hare)
Lineage: Eukaryota; Metazoa; Mollusca; Gastropoda; Aplysiida; Aplysiidae
Product: MAP kinase-interacting serine/threonine-protein kinase 1-like
Exons: 1
Coding region: 30-1571 (513 amino acids)
Biological process (GO): peptidyl-serine phosphorylation; intracellular signal transduction; protein autophosphorylation
Cellular component (GO): nucleus; cytoplasm
Molecular function (GO): calcium/calmodulin-dependent protein kinase activity; ATP binding; calcium-dependent protein serine/threonine kinase activity
Source: RefSeq, a predicted model, not a curated record